AAGGGCCCCUGGAGACUGCCCGAGUGGAGCCCGGCAUGGAUGACUACACCAUCCUGCGCGCGAUCGGCGAGGGCUCCUUCGGCCGAGCUCUUCUGGUUCGGCAGGAAAGCAGUAGCCAGCUGUUCGCCAUGAAGGAAAUAAGGCUCCCUAAGUCUUUCUCUGAGACACAGAAUUCUAGAAAGGAGGCUGUUCUGUUAGCCAAAAUGAAACACCCGAAUAUUGUUGCCUUUAAAGAAUCAUUUGAAGCUGAAGGUCAUCUGUAUAUUGUGAUGGAAUAUUGUGAUGGAGGGGAUCUAAUGCAAAAAAUUAAGCAGCAAAAGGGGAAGUUAUUUCCCGAAGAUGUGAUCCUAAAUUGGUUUACACAAAUGUGCCUUGGAGUAAAUCACAUUCACAGGAAACGGGUGCUACACAGAGAUAUCAAGUCCAAGAACGUCUUUCUCACCCAAAAUGGAAAAGUAAAACUGGGAGAUUUUGGAUCUGCUCGUCUUCUGUCCAACCCUAUGGCGUUGGCUUGCACGUAUGUGGGAACACCUUAUUAUGUACCUCCAGAAAUUUGGGAGAAUCUGCCUUACAACAAUAAAAGCGAUAUCUGGUCCUUGGGAUGCAUUCUGUAUGAACUUUGUACCCUGAAGCAUCCGUUUCAGGCAAAUAGUUGGAAAAGUCUUAUUCUUAAAAUAUGUGGAGGGUUCAUCAAGCCACUGCCGUCCCAUUACUCCUAUGAGCUACAGUUUCUGAUCAAGCAGAUGUUCAAGAGGAAUCCCCUGCAUCGCCCUUCAGCCACAACACUCCUGUGCAGGGGCUGUCUGGCCCCGCAGGUGCGGGAGUGUCUGCCCCCAGAGGUCAUCGCAGAAUAUGGUGAACAGAUAUUAGAAGAAACUAAAAAAUCUCAGUAUAGUGCACAAAGAAAAAAUGAUAGCAGCAAGAUCAGGAUAGCUUUGGGAAAUGAAGCCAGCUCCAUGCAAGAGGAAGAACAAGGUGGAAAAUAUAGCCACACUGACAUAGAAAACAUUAAAUAUAGUUCGGUUGAACAUUCAAUGAAGAGAGUCAGUCGAGAAGAAAAAGAAUCGGACAAGAAGUCAGCGUGGCUGAAGGAAGCCAGCUCACCCGGUCCCCGCAGGCGGCAGUGGGAGAAAAACGCGCCCAGCACAGCUCUGAGGGCCCUGGGAGACGCGGCCAUACUCGCUGCCAGUUCACCGGCAGAGGACGACAGAGGUGGCUCUGUGAGAAAGUACAGCGAGCUGAAUAGCCGCAAGCAGUGGCUCAAGGAGCCGCCAGGCACCUUGCUGAACCUGCUCAGGAAUGCUGAUCUCAGCCUGGCAUUUCAAACCUACACCAUAUACAGACCAGAAGGGUUCUUGAAAGGCCCCCUGUCUGAAGGCACAGACGCGCCGGACAGUGUCGACGGAGGGGACGAGGCUGUCGCGGCAGACCCUGAGAGGUUGGAGCCCGGGCUGGAAGGCGAGGACACGGACUUUGAGGAAGAUGGGGACAACCCUGACUGGGUGUCAGAGCUGAAGAAGUGUCUGAUGCACCAGGCCCAAGGGGGCCACUCCACGUCCCAGGAAGGAGACAGUGUACACGAGGAACUCACGCGAGACUAAUCAUGCAGGUGCAGGCUGUCAUAGCAGUCAGCUUCUGGGCUGUGUAUCUGCAAGCAGAAAGAAUUUAGUAAUGCCUAAAGUAGUUCCUGAUGGAUAAAGCACAAUCAAAAUAUGUUUUUCUGGAACUCCAAUGAAUGUUUGAUCUCAGGGAAGAAGGCCCAACAGAAUGGGUGAGAGCUUGGUGCUAUGUGAUGUGUUCCUGUUCUGCCUCUCCCCUUUCGUCCUCCUCCAUUUUGUGUCCAUUUGCCUUAGCAUUGGAUUUAUUCCAGUGUUUUGGAGUUUUGUCAUUUUGGAGGCUUUCAGGGCAUUUUCUUCUUCUUUCCUUCCCAGCCUGUGCUCUUAACUAUCUAACAGGUUGUUUGCUUUCUUGGGUCCUCCUCUGUUCUUAUGACCUGGGACCCCAGAAGUACACAGGUGGCCUGUAAUCAUCCCAUUAGGCACAAAAGUUAAGGUGCAGCUUGGGACACCUGCAUCCUAUGCUGGAGCUCAAGGACCAGCUCUGUGUCAGCCUCUAGCUUCCUGCUGAUAUGCACCUGGGAGCACCAGGUAUGGCCUAAGGAUCUGUGUCUCUGGCACAAAUACAGAAGCUCUAGAUUGAGUUUCAGACUCCUAGCUUUAGCCUGGCCCAGUUCAGCUGUUAGAUAUUUGGGGGAUGAGUCAGGGAUGGAAGAGCUGUCUCUGUUUCUAUACCUUUCAAAUAAAUUUAAAAAAAUGUAAAAAA
This is a messenger RNA of Ochotona princeps (American pika), 2322 nucleotides long. Its product is annotated as serine/threonine-protein kinase Nek3. Lineage: Eukaryota; Metazoa; Chordata; Mammalia; Lagomorpha; Ochotonidae. The coding region runs from base 36 to 1601 and encodes 521 amino acids. The transcript has 16 exons. Gene Ontology annotation, biological process: protein phosphorylation. Gene Ontology annotation, molecular function: ATP binding; protein kinase activity. The record is from RefSeq and is a predicted model, not a curated record.